Raphanus sativus (radish) is the source of this 1652-nucleotide messenger RNA. RefSeq names its product UDP-glycosyltransferase 87A1. Gene Ontology annotation, molecular function: UDP-glycosyltransferase activity. The transcript is spliced from 2 exons. Lineage: Eukaryota; Viridiplantae; Streptophyta; Magnoliopsida; Brassicales; Brassicaceae. The record is from RefSeq and is a predicted model, not a curated record. The coding region runs from base 166 to 1542 and encodes 458 amino acids.
AACAUAUUUGAUUGAUAUACUUUGUUGCGUCUCUGAAAACGUUUACCACACAAAUGAUUAGCUAUAUACGACUAUACCACUUACAAGCUCACGAACGUGUUGUCUUCUUGCUCUGUUCUCACACAUUAGUCUCAGCAGUAAGCAGAACCACUCACUCCGUGCAUUAUGGAUCAUGUUAUCAAACCACAACCAUUCGGAAUCUGCCACGUGGUGGCCAUGCCUUGGCCCGGAAGAGGCCACAUCAACCCCAUGAUGAACUUCUGCAAACUCCUCCUCCUCCGAGACCCUACCCUCCUCGUCACGUUCGUCGUCACCGAAGAAUGGCUCGGCUUCAUCGGGUCCGACCCGAAACCCGACCGUAUCCACUUCGCCACUCUCCCCAACCUCAUCCCCUCCGAGCUAGUCCGCGCCAACAACUUCACCGGCUUCGUCGACGCCAUCUACACCAACUUAGAGGAGCCGUUCGAGCAGUUACUUGACCACCUCGGCUCUCCGCCUCCGACAGUAAUCAUCUCCGACACGUUCGUGCUGUGGGCAGUGCGUGUCGGCACGCGGAGGAAUAUUCCGGUAGCUUCUCUCUGGACUGAGUCAGCCACGAUUCUCUCCCUCUUCAUCCACUCCGGUCUUCUCGCAGCUCACGGCCAUUUUCCCGUCGAAGCGUCAGAGUCGAAAGAAGACGAAGUUGUUGACUACAUUCCCGGUUUAUCUCCGACGAGACUCGGUGACUUGCCGGAGAUCUACCGCGGCUUCAGCCACCAAGUGUUCAACAAAGUAAGGCCAUGUUUCGAUGAGCUCUCAAAAGCUAAGUAUCUUCUAUUCCCUUCUGCUUACGAGCUGGAACCAAAAGCGCUAGACUUUUUCACUUCGAAGUUUGAUUUCCCGGUUUACACCACCGGUCCGUUAAUACCAUUCGAGGAACUCUCCGCUGGAAAUGAAGUCAGCGAACCUGAGUACAUUAAAUGGCUUGAUGAACAACCUGAAAGGUCUGUUCUUUACAUAUCUCAGGGGAGUUUUCUUUCGGUCUCGGAAGCUGAGAUGGAGGAGAUAGUGGGGGGAGUGAGAGAGAGUGGAGUUCCGUUUCUUUGGGUGGCUCGUGGGGGAGAGUCGAAGAUGAAAGAGGCUCUUGAAGGUAGCUCGGGUUUUGUGGUGAGCUGGUGUGAUCAGCUGCGUGUGUUGUGCCAUGCAGCUGUAGGAGGGUUUUGGACACAUUGUGGGUUUAACUCGACGUUGGAAGGGAUAUAUUCUGGAGUACCGAUGCUGACGUUUCCUUUGUUUUGGGAUCAGAUUUUGAAUGCUAAGAUGAUUGUUGAGGACUGGAGGGUGGGGAUGAGGAUCAAGAGCAAUAAGAAGACGGAGUUGAUAAGGAGAGACGAGAUAAAGGAAUCGGUGAAGAGAUUUAUGGAUGGAGAGAGUGAAGAAGGGAAAGAGAUGAGAAGUAGGGCUUGUCAUCUUAGUGAGAUAUGUCGUGGAUCAGUUGCAAACUUUGGUUCUUCUGAUGUUAAUAUUGACUCUUUCUUGAAAGAUAUUACCAAGAUUGUGUGAGCAUUAUGUUGCAUGUUUCUAUUGUGAUUUCUAAGAAUAUGUAUGAGUUUGUAAAGACUCGAACUUUGCAUAGAUAUGUAUUAAAUCAAUAUGGAUCAUUUGUUAGACUC